Molecule: messenger RNA, 639 nt
Organism: Cryphonectria parasitica EP155
Lineage: Eukaryota; Fungi; Ascomycota; Sordariomycetes; Diaporthales; Cryphonectriaceae
Exons: 1
Molecular function (GO): FMN binding; riboflavin reductase (NADPH) activity
Source: RefSeq, a predicted model, not a curated record
CCACAUUCCCACACUACCGCCACCGCCACCCUCUCCGAGCAGCUCCGCGCCGUGAUGCGCCUCCUCCCGCACCCCGUCGUGGUAUGCACGGCCGCCGCCGCCGCCUCGUCGUCCACCUCCUCCGGGCCGAGGGGCAUGACCAUGUCGUCCUUCACCUCGCUGUCGCUGCACCCUACACCGCUGGUGACAUUCAACAUGGCCAGGCCAUCACGAACCCUGGACGCGGUCGCGGAGAGCAGGCGAUUUAAUAUACAUGUGCUGAGUGGGGAUGUCGAAGGGGCGCGGGUGGCGGACUGGUUUCGGCGGGGCAAUGCGUCGGAUCUUGGGGUGUUUGAGGCCGAGAGGAUGAGAGAAGGGUGCGGGUGUGAGGUGUUAAGCCGAGGAGGGGAAGAGCAGGGAGAGGGUAGUGAAGAGGCACCGCUCCUUGGAGGGAAGGGCGUGCUGUAUGCUCUGCAGUGCCGGCUGCUUGACGACGAGCCGCACCGCGGGCUCGUUGGGGUCCGGGAUCAUGUGGUUGUGCUAGCGGAGGUGGUUGAUAUAGUGGAGGGGAUAGGCAGAGGUGCGGAAGAAGAAGAGGUGUUUGGGCUGGCAUAUGCUGAUAGACGGUAUAGACAGAUCGGCGCCACGAUGGUCAGUGAG